GCUGUCAGGUGAUAGUGCCGGACAAGUGGAAGGACGGAGCCAGCAACACCACCGAGGGCGGCGGCCGCAAGAUCAACGAGAACAAGCUCCUCUCCAAGAAGUCCAGGCCGGAAAUAUGGACGUUGACGUGGAUCAUUACGGUGUUCUGGGGUUGCCUUCUGGGGAAGAAGGCGCCAAGCUGUCCGAGAAGGAGAUCUCAAAGGCCUACAGGGCUAAAGCUUUGGAGCUGCACCCGGACAAGAGGCCCGAUGAUCCGGACGCGCACGCGAAUUUCCAGAAGCUUAAAUCGUCCUACGAGAUUCUGAAGGACGAGAAAGCCCGGAAGCUGUUCGACGAUCUUCUGAGGGUCAAGCGCGAGCAGCUCGUUCGCCGGUCGCAGCAAGAUUCAAAGCGGAGGAAAAUGGUCUCGGAUCUUGAAGAAAGAGAGCGAGCGGCUUUUGCUCCUGACUCUGCUGCAAAAGCAAAAAAUGAAGAGGAGAGGAUCGUUAGGAAGCUUAGAGAAGAGAUAGAAAGGAUUCGGGCUAUGCAUGCAAAUAAAAGCGCUCCUCCAGCGUCCUCGAAGGGACAGGCUGCUAGUGAGGGAAAGGAUAGGAAGAGCAGUGGUGGGGUUGGUCUGGACAAGGAGAAGGUUCUCAAAGUUUCUUGGGAGAUGAGUGGCCCUGACUAUACCGUAGAGAGGUUGAAGGAGUUGUUUUCGGCGUUUGGUGAGGUUGAAGAUAUUGUCACUAGGAAGAAAAGAUCUGCACUUGUCGUAAUGGCAUCUAAAGAUGCGGCUGUUGCUGCCACAAGAACCGUGUGUGGAGAUCUUUCUAAUCCUUUGUUGGUCGUCCCUCUUCAGCCAGUUGUAGCAACAAAUUUCCCAAGCGUCAACAAGCCUGUGGAGAAAGAUCUUCGCAAUGAUCUUGUGGGGGCUGGGUAUCAAGAUUUUGAGGACUCUGUGAUGAAGAAGCUCCAAAAGGCUGCAGCAAGGCAAAAGUGAUGGGGAAAAGCAUCUGAGGAGUACAUUAUGUACAGUGUAGCUUUGAUAUCCUCAGCCUAUAAUGUAAGGUAGCAGUGACUUGGGAUGGUUAGAGCACAUGAUGGGCAUACUUUGAUGGUAGCAACUGACAGCAAAUUUCAUGUUGAUGGUGUGCCAUAGCGAAUACUUGAUAUUGCAUUUGAUACUGGUGGGACCUGAAGGCUGCGAUUGGCAUAUCUGGACAAUGUUUAACAUUAUUCUCUAUUGCUGAAAACAGUCAGAACACAUUGCUCAUAAUUGCUGAGGUAACGCGAUAUGUUACUUUCAUUAGGGGAUACACCUGGCAAUUUUCAUACUGGACUGUAAUUUUAGAGACUUCUUCUUGUACUGUGUAAUUGCUUGGUCAUUGUAAAUUUGUAGGGGCGAGGUUUUUCUGGGAUCAGCUGACUUUCUAAUCCAGUAGUGGGAUAUGCGGUAUUACAUACUUUGUAGAAGGCAAAUUCACAAUAUGGUGAUGUAAGAAAACUUCAGAUUUACUAACCCCCAUUCGCAUGACAUUGUAUUAAAUUUCGAUGCUGAUA
This is a messenger RNA of Syzygium oleosum, 1539 nucleotides long. RefSeq lists its product as uncharacterized. Lineage: Eukaryota; Viridiplantae; Streptophyta; Magnoliopsida; Myrtales; Myrtaceae. The transcript has 5 exons. The coding region runs from base 116 to 979 and encodes 287 amino acids. Gene Ontology annotation, molecular function: RNA binding. The record is from RefSeq and is a predicted model, not a curated record.